GCCGCUCCGGGGUCCUCCGUCCGCUCCGGGAGAGUUAGGGCUCCGAGCCGAGCGCGCGGAGCGGCUGGGGCCGGGGCGCGGAUGCUGGAAGUUCACAUCCCGUCGGUGGGGCCCGAGGCCGAGGGGCCCAGGCAGAGCCCGGAGAAAAGCCACAUGGUGUUCCGAGUGGAGGUGCUGUGCAGCGGGCGCAGACACACGGUGCCGAGGCGCUACAGCGAGUUCCACGCGCUGCACAAGCGGAUCAAGAAGCUGUACAAAGUGCCCGACUUCCCCUCGAAACGCCUGCCCAACUGGAGGACCAGAGGGUUGGAACAGCGCCGGCAGGGCUUGGAGGCCUACAUCCAGGGCAUCCUGUACCUGAACCAGGAGGUGCCCAAGGAGUUACUGGAAUUCCUGAGACUUCGGCACUUCCCCACAGACCCCAAGGCUAGCAACUGGGGCACCCUGGGGGAGUUCCUGCCUGGCCACAGCAGCUCCCAGCAGCACCAGCGGCCUGUCCUGAACUUCCAUGUGGAUCCCUAUGUUUACACCCCCUCCCCAGAGUCGCUGCCCAACGUGGUGGUGAAUGGUGUGCUCCAGGGCCUCUACAGCUUCAGCAUCAGCCCAGCUAAAGCCCAGCCAAAGGCGGCCUGUCACCCUGCUCCUCUACCACCGAUGCCCUGAUCAGUCCAGAGGCCUUUGGCUGCCUCCUAAGAAAGUCAUGUGCCUCCCUGCUAUGAACUCCAUAUAAGGCUAGGUCCUCCUUUGGCCUGGACCCAGGACUUAACUACCGAGUGCCCAGUUGUGCCAUAUUCCCGCUCAAGGCUCCGAACUUGGCUCGCAUUGGUAGCUGAAGGUGGUAGAAUUUGCAUGCUCUUAGAGCCCAACAGCCAAGGCUGUCAAGAAGAUAAGUAAUAAAGGAAGAAGUCAGCCAGGUGCAGUGGCUCACGCCUGUAAUCCCAGCACUUUGGGAGGCCAAGGUGGGUGGAUCACCUGAGGUCAGGAGUUCAAGACCAGCCUGACCACCAUGGAGAAACCCCAUCUCUACUAAAAAUACAAAAUUAGCCGGGCGUCGUGGUGGUGCAUGCCUGUAAUCCCAGCUACUUGGGAAGCUGAGGCAGGAGAAUCGCUUGAACCCGGGAGGCGGAAGUUGUGGUCAGCCGAGAUCGCGCCACUGCACUCCAGCAUGGGCAGCAAGAGCGAAACUCCGUCUCAAAAUAAAUAAAUAAAUAAUAAAGGAAAAAGUCA
Molecule: messenger RNA, 1227 nt
Organism: Symphalangus syndactylus (siamang)
Lineage: Eukaryota; Metazoa; Chordata; Mammalia; Primates; Hylobatidae
Gene: SNX22
Product: sorting nexin 22
Molecular function (GO): phosphatidylinositol phosphate binding
Source: RefSeq, a predicted model, not a curated record